Melampsora larici-populina 98AG31 is the source of this 906-nucleotide messenger RNA. RefSeq names its product Phospholipase/Carboxylesterase. Gene Ontology annotation, molecular function: hydrolase activity. Bases 1 to 906 code for a protein of 301 amino acids. NCBI's taxonomy places the organism in Eukaryota, Fungi, Basidiomycota, Pucciniomycetes, Pucciniales, Melampsoraceae. The record is from RefSeq and is a predicted model, not a curated record. The transcript has 2 exons.
AUGUCUCCCAUUGAUUUGGUCAUUAAUCAACUUCCAGCAUCCCCGCCCUCCAAGCCUCAUCCUCGGCUUAAUCAAAUCAAUCCAGAAAUUGUUUAUGAAUAUCUACCCAGCCCUGAUGAUAUCGAUUCAAAUCUCAUAGUGAUGUUCCAUGGACUUGGUGAUACUCCCAAACCUUUUUCAAACUUGGCGAAAACUUUAAAGCUACCUCAGACAGCUUUCCUUAUCAUACGUGCUUUCGAGCGUGUACCAUUAUUAGAAGAAGAAGCUUUUCAGUGGUGGGAUUCUUUUGAUCCAUUGACAGGUGAUCCAGUCACAAAUCCAAAUCCAAGCAAGAGUAUUUCUAGACUAAAUGCGGUGCUCGAUCAUCUUAUUUCAAACGAGAUCGGAUGGCAUGCUUCUACAAUUCACCUUUUCGGUUUCGCGCAGGGUGGAAGUUGUGCAGCUGAACUGCUCGUGAACAGGACCCGCAACGCUGAAGCGCCCAAUGCAAGCAAAGAUGGGCCUCAAGCCGCACGACCUGCCCUCGGCUCACUGGUGACAGUGUCGGGCCCGCUCCUCUCUUUACCUACGAUCUCACCCGAGACACGCUCACAAACACCGACGCUGCUCUGGGUGCGAAAACAUGAAGAUACCAUUGGUCGAUGGCGUGCGGGUUUUGCAAAGGGUUUUGCGUUCGUUGAGCACUUUACCGCUUCAGUUCCUGGUCAGGAUGGUCAACCUUCUAUGCCUAGAGGCCAGGAAUGGGACCCUAUUAUGAAGUAUGCUUUGUUUCCUGAAGAGUUAUCAGUAGAACUCUCGAGAGAGCAAUAUUUAUACCUUUCCUUCAUUCCCAUUUAUCAGGUUCUGGUCCAAACACCUAAGGCAAAGGAACGCAUGGGAGAUCUCUGGCUCUACUGCGAGCUCUAG